Molecule: messenger RNA, 3646 nt
Organism: Myxocyprinus asiaticus (Chinese sucker)
Lineage: Eukaryota; Metazoa; Chordata; Actinopteri; Cypriniformes; Catostomidae
Product: DNA replication complex GINS protein PSF3-like
Exons: 3
Coding region: 143-757 (204 amino acids)
Biological process (GO): mitotic DNA replication initiation
Cellular component (GO): GINS complex
Source: RefSeq, a predicted model, not a curated record
UUGAAGCUCAUGCGGGUUGCCAGAAUGUUGACACGCAAAUUAGUCAACUCAGCAUCCGUUUUAAAGGAUUUCUGGGCUUUAAGCUGUCUCCAUCUUCCAAAGGCAUCUCCAAUAUUAUCCUUGUUUUACUACGCCUCUGGUCAUGGUGGUUUUAGAUGGAUGGCGAGGCUUUUUAGGUCGGGUGGAAUCUGUUAUCUCUGAUCCAGUUGGUUUGCUGGCUUCCAUGGCUGCAGCACGCAGUGUUGUUUGCCUGCAAACUUAUUCAAGACCCGGCGGUGUCGAAAUACUAUUGGCUACAAAGAUGGAGAUGCCACUUUGGCUUGCCAAGGGCCUUUAUGAAAAGAAGAGGCGAGUACUGUCCGUGGAGCUGCCUAAGGUUUAUCGUCAGGGCUGGAGAACAGUGUUCGGAGCGGAUCCUACUGUUGUCGACCUUCACAAGAUGGGGCCUUAUUAUUAUGGGUUAGGCUCCCAGAUACUGCAUUUUGACAGCCCAGAAAACCAAGAGAUUGCUCAAACCGUCCUCCAGACUUUCAUUGGACGUUUCCGCCGGACCAUGGACUCGUCCCAGAACGCCUACAAUGAAGACACAUCAGUGCUAGUGGAGCGCUUGGACUGCUUAGAAAGGAGUUUGUUUAAGGCAGGACAGAGUGGACUGAACGGUUUCCAGCUGUGGGAAAAAGGUCGGUCCUCUCACCUGACUGCCUCUAGUCUAGUUAUCAACUACAGAAAGAGGAAAAUCGCCGACCUGCAGGCCUGAGAGCCAAUCAUAAACCAACAGAUCGAAAAGGACUUUGAAUUGGAAGAGAGAGACAUGCUUGUGUGUGUGAGAGGGUGUUAUUGAGAAAAUGUUAAGUAACCUAAAAACUUUUUGUAUUACUGUAAUGUAAACAGCUUUGUAUAGAAAAUAUUUCAAUUUAAAAAGUCAAUAAAUCAGCUUAUCCUGUUAUGCUCUAUUUUCAUAUUUUGAAGCUUCAUAACAGGCAUUAAGGAUAAUGUUUAGGGAUGCAAAUUGCUCACCUUUUUUAAAGCUAAUUUGCCUGAAUCUUUUGGUACAAUUUUCUGCAUUUAACUUAUUGAAAUCACUUGAAAGGGGUAAGCUUAAACACUUAACACAAUACAACAAAUAAAUCAACUGAAAAUGUACUCCUGGAACACCUGCUAUAACCUUUUCACCUUUUUCACUGGUCAAGAUGAUGUGAUUGUUAUGAAGUAAUUGCCAAUACUUGCAUUCAUUCACCCUAAAGAGAAUGGAGAUUCAACUUUGACAGACAGUUUUAAUCCAGGUUUUUCUUAGCCUGGGAAUAACGAGUUUCCAAUUACUGCUGUCAGUUGUUGAUCCCGGUAAUGAAAACAUGGUAACACUUUACAAUUAUGAGGUUGCAUUUGUUAACAUUAAUGUAGUUAAUGCAUCAGGUAUCAUGUUUUGUUUCCCCCAGCAUGUAUAUAUCUUGGUUAAUGUUAAUUUAUCAAAAUAUAGUUCAUUGUUUUGUCAUGUUAAUUCAUAUUGCAGUAACUAAUAUUAAUAUAACUUUUAAUACUACAGUGCAUAAUUUCCACCCCACUAAACAGAAUUGCAAAAAAUAUACUUUCUUGAAUACCCCUCCUCAAUGUUGCUGUUUCGAGCAGUCGGGCCACUCAAACAAACAGCAAUAGUUUUAUUGUGCCACUGAAAUACUGUUUACGGUUUUCAAGGAAAUCAACCAUACUAGUGGCUCACUUAUAGUUGUCUCUGCAUAUUAAGCUGGUGUAGGAGAAAGUAUUUUAACAGUUACAAACUUCAGCUUUAAUGUAAGACAUCUACUGGUAAACAAGUAUGUCCAAAUUAACAUUAGCCACAAUUAAUAAAUGCUGUAAAAGAAUUGUUCAUUGAUAGUUCAUGUUAAUUAUUGAGUUUAUAAACGUAUAAAAAAAAAAGGUUACAGAAGACAUUUCAACAAUGAUUGUUUCCAGUGUUUACAGCAUAGCUGACAUAAUUCACAGUAAUGCUUUUAUGCUAUCAAACUGUAUAAGGGAGUUGGUUUCUGUUAAUUUGAGACUUUAUAUUUGGAACACUGGAGGUGACAUUCAGAUGCGUCACCAGGUUGUGUGUGUGUGUGUGUGUGUGUGUGUGUGCGAGCCUUGUUUACGUCAGUCAACUCAAGGGCAAAUCAAAUGACUGUAUCUCCACACCUCGCUGCCUCUCUCUCCUUACCUCUCGCCCCAUUAUACAAACACCGCAAGUCAGCCUACCCUUCAGAUUUUGCAUACAUUUGAAUCCGAAAGCACUUUCAAGUUACAGAUUUCAAACGUCUUGGCCUUCUCGAUUUAAUGUGCAUAUUUAUGAAUACAGAGUCCCAGCUGCUUGUUCAUGUGUAAAAUGUGGGGCAGCUGAUGAGGACAACCUUUUCGGAAUGGAAGUUAUUGAUAUAUCCCUCUGGGAUGGUCUUAUCGACCCUGUUAUCACUGUGCAGCCUCGGCUGAGUUGGUUUGGGUGGGGCAGGAGGAUUUAUUGACUUUUUGAGAGGUCUGAUUAAACUAAAGAGAAGUCACUCAUUGCCUACAGUCCUCUUGAUGUUACAUCAUUUGGUGGCUUGGUUACAUAUAUUUUUCUCUUUUCGAGGUGGUAUAUACACUACCGUUCAAAAGUUUAGGGUCACUUACUAAUUCUUUAUUUAUUUAUUUUUUUCUUCACAUUUUAGAAUAAUAGUAAAGUCAUCACAACUAUGGAAUAAUAGAAAUGGAACUAUGGGAAUUAUGUUGUGACUAAACAAAAUCCAAAAUAAAUCAAAACUAUGUUAUAUUUUAGCAUCUUCAAAGUGGCCACACUUUGCCUAGAUUUCGCAGAAAUAUACUCUUGACAUUUUCUCAACCAACUUCUUGAGGUAUCACCCUGGGAUGCUUUUUAAACAGUAUUGAAGGAGUUCCCAUCUAUAUGCUGGGCACUUAGUGGCUGCUUUUCUUAAUUAUUCGGCUUUUUUAAAAAUAAAAUUUUAGUUUUGUAAUUAAAUAAAUUAAUAUGUUGGCAUAGUUAUAUUUUUGUCUACAAAACUAAUUUCAAACAUUUAAGCAUACGCCUUCAGAUCAAAAGGUUUUUAAGAUCAUGAGACACAUUUCAGGCAAGUGACCCCAAACUUUUGAAUGGUAGUGUAUGUCAUUGGGGUUAAAGCUUAGGGCUAGUAACCAGAAGGUUGAUGGUUCAAUCCCUGCAAGGAGCCAGUCAUGAGCUGUCACCAUUGUGCCCUUAAGCAAAGACUGACACUGUAAUACUCACUUUGGAUAAAAACAUCUGCUUAAUAUCUAUUUUAUGUUGGGAAUAUUUACUACUGUACUGCUUAUUGCCUGCAUUCCAUGCUCACUUUAAAAAUCCUAUUUUCGUUUCUUAGCCUCUUAGUGAUGGGAAGAUCGGAUCAUUGAGCCUCGUUCAGCAAAAUGAACGUAUCUUUAUUCAAGUCAUUUUGUUUAUCAUGUGACAUAGGCUCUACAGGAAACAGAAUUGAUUAGUUCACCUCCGGAGUUCGGAUCUGAGUCUUCGUUCAUUUGACACGUGACCUCCAGGCUCAGCACUCAUUCACGAAUGACAAUUUUUGGUCUUUUUUCAUUUUUUUUUAAUUUACAGCUCACAGUCACUGUGUUACAGUUGUUUGUAUUGUGAUCAGUAAAUGUUAGU